AUGCCCAAGAGAUCUGCAGGGUGCUUUGAGUGCAGGAAGCGGAAAGUUCGUUGCGACGAGACCAGGCCCGAGUGCAACACCUGCCUACGACGAGGCACGAAAUGUCCAGGCUACAGGCCGGCGCAAUCCUUCAUUCUUCACCAAUUCGACAACGAGACCGAGAGGCCGCACUUGAUCAGAGAGGACGAGGAACGCUACAGAUAUGCAUAUCAGACGCCAGCACCACCAACCUCGACAGCCUCAUCGAGGAAUAACUCUACAGCAACGCUGGUGGUAAGGCUUGAAAAGGCGCCCGCCGAGACGCAUGUGCCGAAACAAGUCAGCGCGAUCGCUGUCGAUCGCAUCCAGCAUCUGGGGACCUUCAUCAGGCUCUACUUACCAAGAGCUGAUGGCCCGGCGUUGCCGCCACCGUCAGCUCUGAUGCUUGCGCUACCAACCAUGCCCGCCAACAGCCAGGUGCUGCUUGCUGCCAUUGAUGCGUUGUCUGCAGCCCAGCUCGCUGUCAACGAUCGUGAUUAUGCUCUGGUCAAUCGGUCGCGGUCCAUGUACGGGACGGCACUAAGCCAGAUGCUGAGAGCCAUUCAAAAUCCAGUCCUAGCCUUGAAGGACGAGACCUUGCUCUCGACGUACAUGCUCACACUGUAUGAAGUAUUCGUCGGCGUCACGCAAGGCCACGGCUUCUUCUACCAUGUGCAGGGCCUGCUGCAUCUUGUCAGACAGCGAGGACCAGCAUCGUUCAACACCAGGUUGAGCCUGCAGAUCUUCCACGCCAUACGCUACAACUCGCUGAGCAUCGGCUACCACAUGCGCAAAGCCUCGCUCCUCGACAGCCCGGAAUGGCUCGCUGUCACCGCGCGUGCCGCCAAAGUCGACCCGUACGUCGCACUCAACGACAUCUGCAUCUGCAUCCCGCGCCUCCUCGAACGCACCGACGCACUCGGCAGCCCAGACAGUCCCGCCUCCGCACUCGACUCGGUGAUAUCCGACGCGCAAGCCCUAGCCACCCGCGCCUUCGACUGGCUCUCGUCGUUUGAAAAGUUCGGCCCGCGCUACGACAAAGUCGACAUCAGCAGCAUGGAAGCCUUCCUCGACACCAUCUGCGCCGACCGCGUCUUCGACCCGGUCUUCAACUUCCACUACUUCGGCGCCGGCAUCUGCUACAUGAUCUACUGGAUGAGCAUGCUGAUCCUGCAAUCCAACACGUUCAAGCUGCUGCGCACCCACGGCCGCCUCGAGCCCCGGCAGCUGCACGCGUGGGCGCAGCAGCUCGGGGGCUUCGCGGACGCCAUAUGCAGGAGCGUUCCCUUCCACUGCCGGCCCCAGACGGGGUACACGGCCAAGUUCGGCAGUCUGACUCCGUUGGUCGUCGCGCGUCACUUCUUCGAGAGCGCGCCGGGGAUGCAGAGCAAGGCGCGGUGGUGCGCGGAUGUGUAUACGGCUGCGAGAGUGCCCGGGCUGUAUCAGGAGACGCCCGUGUCGCUGGAGCCGUUCGAGGCCGUGCAGAGCACGGUGCAGGGGGACAAGAGGUUCAUCUAG
This is a messenger RNA of Ascochyta rabiei, 1536 nucleotides long. RefSeq lists its product as uncharacterized. The transcript has 4 exons. Gene Ontology annotation, biological process: regulation of DNA-templated transcription. Bases 1 to 1536 code for a protein of 511 amino acids. The record is from RefSeq and is a predicted model, not a curated record. Lineage: Eukaryota; Fungi; Ascomycota; Dothideomycetes; Pleosporales; Didymellaceae. Gene Ontology annotation, molecular function: DNA-binding transcription factor activity, RNA polymerase II-specific; zinc ion binding.